AUGGAGGCAACCAAGCAGUGGCUGAGCAACUACUUCCCCUGCUACACUCUGAAUGUGAGUGGUGGCGUCGUCAAUCCGACAGAGCGCUUGCCCGUAGCCCAGACAGUUUUCUUGUCAUUGCAGCAUGUCCUGGCUAUGUUUGGUUCUACAGUCGUCGGCCCCUUGCUGAUGGGCUUCAACCCCAACACGGCCUUGUUCUUUUCGGGCAUUGGCACCAUUCUCUUUUUCAUUUGCACGGGAGGUCGGGUCCCCUCCUAUGUCGGUUCGUCUUUCGCAUUCAUCGGUGUCGUCAAUUCGGCUACGGGGUUCAAGUAUGUGCCUGGUGGACCUGGUAACCCCAAUGCGCCACUGGCCUCUGGCGGUAUCUUGGUUGCAGGUGCGAUUUAUUUCGCUGUUGCCUUGAUCGUCAUGCUGGCAGGCCACCGUUGGAUUGAAUACAUCAUGCCCCCCGUGGUGACCGGCGCCGUCGUAGUGGCGAUUGGCUUGAACUUGGCCGGCGCCGCAUUAGCUCAGGCUUCUGCCUCCGGUUUUGACGCCUGGAUGUCAUUCACGACCGUUAUUGCCGUUGCAUUGAUCACCAUGUAUGCACCUGGUCCCUUGCGUCGUCUGCCUAUUUUGCUUGGCGGGAUUACCGGAUACCUGGUUCAUUUGAUCCUUGGCUAUUGCGGCGUUGGACCUGGCAUUGAUUUCACGGCCGUCAAGAACUCCAAGUGGUUCGGCAUGCCUCCUACCCAUGCACCCGUUUUUGAAGGAUCAGCCAUCUCUCUCAUUGCUCCCGUUGCUGUGGUACUGAUUGUUGAGAACACGGGUCACGUCAAGGCUGUCGGCGCCAUGACAGGUCAUUCAUUGGACAAGUACAUGGGUCGGGCCUUUUUGGGCGACGCUAUUGCCACCAUGGUUUCGGCUGCGUGUGGCAGCACCGGUGUCACGACUUAUGCUGAAAACAUUGGAGUUAUGAGCGUCACCAAGAUUUUCUCUACCCAGACAUUCUUGUUUGCUGCUGUGGUGGCUAUUAUUCUCGGAGUCAUCCCUGGCUUUGGCGCUAUCAUCCAGACGAUCCCCUCUGGUGUCUUUGGCGGUCUGUCGAUCAUUCUCUUUGGUCUUAUUGCAGUUACUGGCGCUCGUAUCUGGGUCAUGUCCAACGUAGAUUUCUCUCGCCCUCGUAACCUGAUUACCGCUGGUGUGUCGGUUGUCCUGGGCUGUGGUAUGGUCAAUGGUCUUGUGGUCUCGUUUGGUGUUGUUAAGAUCGAUGGUAUUGGUUGUUCGACGCUGUCGGCGAUUAUCUUGUACCAGAUCCUGCGCGAGGACUGGGGCGAUAUUUUCCGCUCCUUGGUCGGCAAGUUCAAGAAGGGUAAAGGCGCCAAUCCGGUCAUGAUGGUCGCCGACUCACCCAAGGGCGAUUUGGACUUACCCAUCUCUACUUCACGUCGUGACUCGUCCGAUGCUGAAGAGAUGGAGCUUGAGCGUCGCAGCUCGAUCGACAUCAAGAGAACUCAGUAA
Molecule: messenger RNA, 1500 nt
Organism: Linnemannia hyalina
Lineage: Eukaryota; Fungi; Mortierellomycota; Mortierellomycetes; Mortierellales; Mortierellaceae
Source: the annotation of a GenBank genome assembly